AUGACCAAGACCAUUGAAGAUGCCUAUAGUAAUUAUAGUCUGGUAGAGGAAUCUUCUAACAACGCCCUGAAGGAAAGAAUCAUUCAAAAAGCGAGAUACUUGCUUCCACAGUAUAUGGAGCCUGUUCCGCUUGAUUUCGCGGUUCACAAUUACGAAAGCCUGAUGAGAACAUCGUAUGAUGCUGGUACGGGUAUCGGCUUGACUAAUGUUGUACUCCAGGCUUUCACAGAUGCUAAAAAGUCCUUGAGAGGCGGAAUUGACUCCAAGAUCGAUAUUGUCGUCGUUAAGGGCACGGUACUGCAAGCUCACGUCGAUCUUCUGUUAGAGGCAAAUAUUGGAGUUCACAACACCAUUCACGCCAGUAAGAAGAGAAAAAGGCUACAGAGCCUAGAUUCGCGUGGUAUUUGUUUUGCAAUUUUGCCCAACACAGGGGAUGGCAGUACCUGGCGCAGGUUAAGCUACCGCAGCAAUAGCAACACAAGCAUUUGUAACUGUGUUGACCUGCCUACAGGUAUCUCGCCACAUAUUGUCACUGGAGAAUCUGUGCGUAGAAUGUUGCUUGGCUCGGUAGAUUUGACUGCUAGAUAG
This is a messenger RNA of Bipolaris oryzae ATCC 44560, 588 nucleotides long. RefSeq lists its product as uncharacterized. The transcript has a single exon. The record is from RefSeq and is a predicted model, not a curated record. Lineage: Eukaryota; Fungi; Ascomycota; Dothideomycetes; Pleosporales; Pleosporaceae. Bases 1 to 588 code for a protein of 195 amino acids.